AGAGUUUUAUUUGGUGUCGGGUCGCUGGUGUUGGUUUGAUUCUAUGUGGGGGAAUCCUCUCACUCUUUAUUGUUAUUAAAAAGAGACAUGUACUUGAAAAGUUUAUUCAAAAUGUUUUUAUAAAAGAUAACAAUAGUGACCCACCUUCUUCAAAUUUUGCAACCUCAACCAUCUUUUUAGAAAAAUAUCAAAAAAUAGAUCCUAAUGAUGUUAUCAAUAAAAAUGAAAAUAAUUCAAUAAAUGAAAAUGAAAAAAUUGAUAUAGAUUCCAACAAUAACAAUAAUGACAAUAAUAGCAACAAUAACAAUAACAACAAUGAGAAUAAUACUGAAAAUAAAAAUCAAGAUCCACAAUCUUAUCAAUUAUAA
This is a messenger RNA of Dictyostelium purpureum, 368 nucleotides long. RefSeq lists its product as uncharacterized. The annotation marks the transcript as partial. Lineage: Eukaryota; Evosea; Eumycetozoa; Dictyosteliales; Dictyosteliaceae. The record is from RefSeq and is a predicted model, not a curated record. The transcript has a single exon.